CCGUACCGGUGCCACAAGCAUCACAAUUUCACACAUCGCUUGCCAGUAUACCGGAUCACUCCCCAUCCGCUGUAUAUAUAACUACUACUACUACUGACGACAUAGUCCAGCGCCACUGCCAUAACACAACAAUAAUAGCAACUUGCAUUGUGUGAUCGCUUGUUGAGCUAGCUGACCAUGUCACAAGUGCAUGCACCGCACGUCGUCAUGCUCACGAGCCCCGGCGUGGGUCACGUCGCCCCGGUGGCCGAGCUCGCCGGGCGACUCGCCGCACACCACGGCUUCACCUCCACGAUCGUCACCUACACCAACCUCUCGUCGCCCACAAACUCUUCCGCGCUGGCCUCCCUCCCGCCGGGCGUCGUCUCCACCACCGCGCUCCCGGAGGUGCCCAUCGACGACCUCCCCGCCGACGCGCACAUCGUGACCCGCAUCCUCGUCGUCGUCCAGCGCACGCUCCCGCACCUCCGCGCGCUGCUCCGCUCCCUUCUCGACGCUCCCGCCGGCAUCACGGUGUUCCUGACCGACAUGCUGUGCCCAGCAGCGCUCGCCGUCGCCCAAGACCUCGGCGUGCCGCGAUACGUCUUCUACACCUCGAGCCUCAUGUCGCUGUCGUCGCUGCUCGACACGCCGGAGCUCGCCAGGACAACCACCUGCGAGUUCCGCGACCUCCCAGAGCCCGUCGUCAUCCCGGGGUGCCUGCCGCUGCGCGGUGCCGACCUCGUCGAACCCCUCCAGGACCGUGCCAACCCCGUGUACGACCUCCUGGUCGACCUGUGCCUCGACUACCUCCGCGGCGACGGCUUCAUCGUCCACACCUUGGACGCCAUGGAGCACGAGACUCUGGCGGCGCUCAGAGAUCUUUCCGACAAGGGCGUGUACCCUCCGGCCUACGCCGUCGGCCCGUUCCUCCGCUCCUACUCCGACAAGUCCGCCGAGCACCACUGCAUGCGGUGGCUGGACGGGCAGCCGGACGGGUCGGUCUUGUACGUGUGUUUCGGCAGCGGCGGCACGCUGUCGAGCACGCAGACGGCGGAGCUGGCCGCCGGGCUGGAGGCGAGUGGGCAGAGGUUCCUGUGGGUGGUUCGGCUCCCCAGCGACAAGGACAGCUGCGGGAGCUACUUUGGCCCCGCCGCCGGCGACCCGCUGAGCUACCUGCCGGAGGGGUUCACGGAGAGGACAAGGGGCACCGGGCUUGUCGUGCCGCAGUGGGCACCGCAGGUGGAGAUCCUGGGCCACCGCGCCGUGGGAGGGUUCCUGUCGCACUGCGGCUGGAACUCGUCGCUAGAGACGGUGUCCUCCGGCGUGCCGGUGCUGGCAUGGCCGCUAUUCGCCGAGCAGAGGAUGAACGCCGUGAAGCUGGAGCACGUCGGCCUGGCGCUGCGAGUGAGCGCCCGGCGGGAGGACGGGGUGGUGCCGCGGGAGGAGGUGGCCGCGGUGACGAGGGAGCUGAUGGUGGGGGAGAAGGGCGCCAUGGCGCGGAAGAAGGCGCGCCAGCUGCAGGCGGAGGCUUUGAAGGCGGCGGUACCAGGCGGGCCAGCUUACCAGGCGCUCGCUGCCGUCGUCGACAUGUGGAAGUGUGCUCAUUCAAGUCCGGCCGUUGCAGCUGGUGGACUGUGAUCGCCGCCGUAUGUUAGUGCUUGGGCAUGUGUAUGACAUAAUAAUGCUUGCCAAUCGUAACAGUUUACAUCAUCGUGUUGACACCAUUUUUAGGCACGUGUCUAGGAUGUCAGGAUAGGGUGGCAGUACGAUGCGGGUUGCUGAUGAGGAUGGUUGCCGAUGAGGGAGAGGUUGAAUGUGACUAAGUCCACAGGCAAUAAUAUGGUGCCGAUGGCUGGAUAAAAAGGUCUGCCGAUGACUAUGGCAAGGGGAUUGCCGAUGAUGCGAAGGAGGAGUCCAGAAGCUGCAAGUUGUCAUGUGUAGGAGUUUCGAUUUGUCACGAAGGAUAGUUUUAUUAUUUCCUUAA
This is a messenger RNA of Sorghum bicolor (sorghum), 1966 nucleotides long. Its product is annotated as hydroquinone glucosyltransferase. The transcript has a single exon. Gene Ontology annotation, molecular function: UDP-glycosyltransferase activity. Lineage: Eukaryota; Viridiplantae; Streptophyta; Magnoliopsida; Poales; Poaceae. Bases 178 to 1620 code for a protein of 480 amino acids. The record is from RefSeq and is a predicted model, not a curated record.